This is a messenger RNA of Vicia villosa (hairy vetch), 2133 nucleotides long. RefSeq lists its product as uncharacterized. The coding region runs from base 1 to 2133 and encodes 710 amino acids. The record is from RefSeq and is a predicted model, not a curated record. The transcript has 3 exons. NCBI's taxonomy places the organism in Eukaryota, Viridiplantae, Streptophyta, Magnoliopsida, Fabales, Fabaceae.
AUGGAUUCAGGUUUCUCUCGGCCUCGUUUGGAUGGUUUGGAUUUCCCGUUGUUAUCAUCGUUGGAUUCUCAGCAGUUGGAAGCUUCAUUCUCCUUGGAGGAAAUAAAGGGGGUUGUUUGGGAGUGCGACGGCGAUAAAUGCCCAGGUCCUGACGGUUUUAACUUCAAUUUUUUGAGGAAGUGCUGGGAAAUUGUUGAAAAGGAUGUUUUUAAUUUCGUAUCUGAGUUCCAUGGCAAGGAAAACAUUCCAAAGGCGAUAUCUGCUUCCUUUAUUGCAUUAAUCCCUAAGUGUGAUAAUCCUCAAUGGCUGCAUGAAUUUUGCCCUAUCAGUUUGGUGACUAGUUUGUAUAAGAUCCUAGCAAAGCUGAUGGCAAACAGGCUGAAAAAAUGCAUUGGGAAGCUUAUUUCAGGUUAUCAGACGGCAUUCGUUCCAGGUAGGCAGAUUCAGGAUGGGGUGUUAGUACUGAAUGAAGUUAUCGAUUUGGCAAAACGAUCCGGGCAGGAGUGCUGUAUUCUUAAGGUGGAUUUUGCAAAGGCCUACGAUAACGUGUCAUGGGAUUUUCUUUUCUACGUGUUGAGGAUGAGUGGUUUUGGUGUGAAGUGGAUUUCUUGGAUUAAGGCCUGCAUCUAUAACUGUUCCAUGUCUGUGUUAGUAAAUGGUAGCCCGACUUCGGAAUUUCCAAUGGGUAAAGGUCUUAGGCAGGGAGAUCCGUUAUCUCCGUUCCUUUUUACACUAGUUGCGGAAGGCCUAGCGAAAAUGAUGGAUAAGGCGAUUCAUUUGGGUCUUUUUAAAGGUUUUAAAAUCAAUGAGGAGACUAGUUUUCAUCUUCUUCAGUUCGCAGAUGACACAGUGGUUAUUGGGGAUGGUUCGUGGAGUAAUAUUAGACGUAUCAAAGUUGUACUGAGAGGCUUUGAGUUGGUAUCAGGGCUGUACGUAAAUCUAAGCAAGAGUAAUCUGUAUGGUGUGAACUUGAAGGAAGACAAAGGAAACCUCAUCGGAGUGUUGAAGGAACUUAUUCGUAUUCAGAGAGAAUUCUUGUGGGGUGGUGGGGUGGACAAGGUGGGUAUAGCGUGGGUCGGUUGGGAUGAAAUUUGUAAAAGCAAAAAAGAGGGUGGGUUAGGUGUGAGGUGCUUGUUGAAGGCAAAUGAUUCGUUGUUAUGUAAAUGGAAAUGGCGGUUUUUAGUGGAGGAGGAUGUUAUAUGGCAGAAGUUGCUGGUUCAUAGAUACGGUGUUUUGGAAUUGAUUGGCUGUGGAUCAAGGGUGAUGUUUUGGAGAACGAGAUGGAUUGGCGGACAACCUUUGUGCAUAACUUUUCCUCAUCUCUACGAACAGGUCAUGGAUAAAGAAGCUCUGGUUAGUGUGAUGGGCUGCUUGGUGAACUCAGUGUGGCUUUGGGAUUUUCCAGAACCAGCGGAAAAUUUGGUGGGUGAGGCUGCGGAGCAGUUAGCAGAGUUAAAUGAUAUUUUGAGCACCGUCACGAUCAGACCUGAUGCAAAGGAUUCCUUCGUGUGGUUCCAUCAAGGGGAAGCGACAUAUUCCGUUAGUGGGGGUUACUCUGUGGCCAGAAGCUGUAGUAAUAAUCCGUCUUUGAAUGCUGCGGAUUUAUUAGCGGUUAAUCAAAUCUGGAAUACGCAAGUUCCGUCGAAAAUUCAUGUGUUUGGUUGGAGAUGCAUCAAAGACAGAAUUGCUACAAGGGAACAAUUGUUAAAAAGGGGUAUCCUGAUAAAUUUUGAUUCAAAUGUGUGUCCGCUUUGCAAUAGGUUUGGAGAGUCGUUGUUGCACUUGUUGGUUCAGUGCUCUUUUGCUGUGGAGGUGUGGAAGCUUGUAUGUAUGUGGACUGGUAUAUCUGUGCAUCAUUCUGAUUCAUUAGCAGCUCAUUUAUUUUCUUUUACUGAAUCCAUUGGUAGCAGAAUUCCUGUAAAAAAGAGGCUGUUAAUAUGGUUGGUUUGUUGUUGGUCAUUAUGGUGUAUGCAAAAUGCAGUGAUUUUCAAGAAUGAGGAAGCGGUGGUGGCGGAUGUGUUUGAGAAAUUAAGAUUAUUGUCAUGGCAGUGGCUGUUUAUAGGGAAUAACUUUAAUGGUCCUGUUAGUUUUUAUUUUUGGUGUCAUAAUCCGCUGGAUUCGAUGAUAGUGUAA